Molecule: messenger RNA, 831 nt
Organism: Nipponia nippon (crested ibis)
Lineage: Eukaryota; Metazoa; Chordata; Aves; Pelecaniformes; Threskiornithidae
Source: RefSeq, a predicted model, not a curated record
AGAGAAAAUAUACCCUGAGGAGUAACAUUUAUCAUGCUGAGAUUCGGGCAGCACCUCAUCAAGCCCUCCAUGGUGUUCCUGAAGACUGAGCUCUCCUUUGCUCUUGUGAACCGGAAGCCGGUGGUCCCAGGGCAUGUCCUCGUUUGUCCUCUGCGGCCAGUGGAGCGUUUCCGUGACUUGUGUCCUGAGGAAGUGGCCGAUUUAUUUCAUACGGCACAAAGGGUUGGCAAUGUGGUGGAGAAACACUUCUGCGGCACCUCGCUCACCAUUUCAAUUCAGGAUGGGCCCGAAGCUGGACAAACAGUAAAGCAUGUUCAUGUCCAUGUCCUUCCAAGGAGGGCCGGAGACUUCAGAAGGAAUGACGAUGUCUACGAGGAGUUGCAACGACAUGACAAAGAGGAUUCCUCUGACAAGUGGAGGACAGAAGAAGAAAUGGCAGCUGAAGCAGCAAUUCUGAAGAAGUAUUUUGGGGAAAAUUAAAGGUAACAAAGUGUUUGAAAAACAUCCCGUGACAUAAGAAACUCCCCAGAAAGACUGACUUCAUUCUCCAGUUCUCAAUGGCCCUGGAGCUGCAGCUGAACAAUUUUAUUAUAUUCUGCAAAUAUGGGAUUCUUCCAUGAAAAAUUUUAUUGGACCUUUGGAUAUCAUCAAGGUUGAAUUUCAGCUAAGACAACUAACAUCACUGAUUCAAAAUAUUGCUCUGAGUAGUAGCUCAUAUUUUUCUGAAUUGUGUACUUGGGAAUGAAUCUUUUUAAAUUGUCCCUUGGCCUAAAUUGAAAUAAAGUGCUAGCAAAAUCAGGUAGCUACUGUGUUUAGGUACAUUACAAAGUG